This is a messenger RNA of Aureobasidium musti, 1941 nucleotides long. The record is from the annotation of a GenBank genome assembly. Lineage: Eukaryota; Fungi; Ascomycota; Dothideomycetes; Dothideales; Saccotheciaceae.
AUGGCCGCGGUCGGCGAUGGACAAAGCUCCAGGGGCUCCUCGCCCAUGUCUUCUCCGCCACAAGGGCUUUCUGAUACCAUCAGUGUCGCGCCCGCGCAGCCUCAGUUUCUGCGUCCAGGAGAUGUUGCAUUUCCCCAACUUUCUCGUCUACCACAACCACAGCCUGCUACGUCAACUUCUGCAAAUACCACAAAUGGCAACGCCAAGGCCACAUCACAUGAUCCUACNCAAAAGGUCAAACAAACGCGCAAGAGGAGAGAUCCUGAGGUAGUGGCAGCAGAAAAGGCAGAAAAGGCUAAGAAGGCAGCAGAAAAGGCAGAGAAGGCCGCCGAAAAGGCCGCCGCUGCAGAGGCUGCUAAAGAAAAGAAGCCUCGCAAGCCUCGAGAGCCCAAGGAUCUCAAUGCUCCGACAGCUGGCUCGCGUAAGAAACAGAAGACUGAUGCAUCAGCCAAUUCUACGCCUACUGCAAAUCGUCAGCCUACCCUCGGCGACAUGGUUGGUAAAUUCCAGACGCCUCUACCUCCUACUCCAAGUGCACAGCAAACACAGCCUGUACAGAUUAUGAAGAGCGAGGAAAAGAAGCCCAUCGUUGCACCCCCACCAGCUCCUGCACGGCCUGCCUCAAGCGGUCAAAGAUAUGACCCCAUUCGCGCUUCCAUGACCGUGGACCCUUACUCGACACCUGCCCACACUUCGACUGCUUCACUUCAAGUGUCACCACAUGCGCACAGAGCAAGCGCAUCGCCGGCAAUUGCAAGUUUGAUUGACCCUCCUGCUCCAAGCAACACACUCAUGUCACCUCCUGUGGUUCCAUCUGCACCUGCUCAGGUCAAGUCACCUAGCGUUGCUGCUGCCAUGCCGCCUCCUCCCAGCGUCAAUCGUCAAGCUGAAGUUCAACCGACGCCAAACACCCUCGUGAACAACCCACCCCAGCCAAUCUCACAUCCACAACCUGUAGUGAUGGAUGAUGCCAUGGAAAUUGACGCUCACGAUGAGCAAAAGUCAGCACAGAUCGUCACUAAGCCUGCAGACAAAGAAAAGGAAAAGGAGAAUCAAAAACCCGCCGCCAAGUCGUCUUCCGCACCAACACAAAAGGCCAAGCGCGCUUCACCCCCUGCACCUACCGGUAGUGGUCUUCUCUCUGGCAGCGAUAUCUUUGGAGGUCCAUCAGCCGUCACCGAGGACCACAAACGCCAUGGAGUAAACAUUGACAUUGAGAUUCCCCUGAAUCCAGCAGGCAACAACACAAUCAACAUUGCUCAAGAAAUCCUCAAGAAGUAUGGCAAGAAUGCCAUUAACCCUCGUGCCGCAGCACACCGUGAACGUCUCUUACAGGUCGCUGCUGCAGCCAAUCGUUUAGAGCCUGGCACUGGUGACGAUAUCUCUGUCGACCUCAACUCCGAGGCUGAGAACGACAGUAACGUUGAGAUGGGCGGCAUGGAGGAAGAGAAGAAGGGUGAAGACGAACCAAAGAAGCGCCGCCGUAGAAAGGUGGAGGACUACGACAAGGAAGAUGACUUUAUCGACGACACGGAGUUGGCAUGGGAAGAAGGCGCGGCAGUCGCUAAGGAUGGCUUCUUCGUCUAUUCAGGUCCGCUUGUGCCUGAAGGAGAAAAGGCUCAGAUUGAAACUUCAGCACCCUCUGGUCGUGGAAGAGGUCGUGGCCGUGGACGCGGUCGUGGAGGCGCUACUGGUGUCACUCACGCCCAACUCGCCGCAAAGAACGCCGACCCUUCAGCUGCAGCGGCCGCUCCUACCACUGGCAGAGGUCGAGGCCGUGGCCGUGGCACCGGAGCAACUCGCAAGCCACGCAUCACCAAAGCCGACAAGGAAAAGAUGGAAAGCGAGAAGGUGCAACGUGAGCGCCAGGCUGCUGCACUUCCCCAGGCGACCUCUGCCGCAGCUGUCUUCCUCACUCCUGCCACUAUGGCGCAGGUAUAA